Molecule: messenger RNA, 1854 nt
Organism: Thermothielavioides terrestris NRRL 8126
Lineage: Eukaryota; Fungi; Ascomycota; Sordariomycetes; Sordariales; Chaetomiaceae
Exons: 3
Coding region: 1-1854 (617 amino acids)
Biological process (GO): transsulfuration
Molecular function (GO): pyridoxal phosphate binding; cystathionine gamma-synthase activity
Source: RefSeq, a predicted model, not a curated record
AUGGCUACCAUCGCCGCACCCGAGGAUUUGCCCCUGGGCAUAUCGCUGCCGCCUGGGAAUCCGCAUGGUGUCAGCGUCCACCUGCCGAAAUGGGCCGACACGGUCGGCUGGGCGUCGCGGGAGCCGCGCGUGCUGAACGCCAUGAAGACCGGAUACCCGCGGUUUUUCAUCCCGAGAGUGGUCGACCGGCUGGCCAUGCAGCUUCUCGACAUGCAGCAACGGAGCGCAGGAGAGACCGGCGACAGGGAAAAAGGGACCACCAAACUCGCCAUUGUGCUGGACAGCGUUGGCCAUGCGCAGGCGUGUCGCAAGACUUUGCCCGCGUGGAGCGAUCCUGCCUCGAAGCGCUUCAGCGCGGCCGACAUUGGAGUCUACGUCGUGAGCUGGGAGGGCAGGAUUACGCCUGUGGAGGCGGUGGACGGCGUGCCGGGUGACGGUGACAUCGAGUCGGCAGUGACCGUCGGUAACGAAGACAUCGUCCUCGUGACGUAUCCGGCCGAGCUGGCCGCGGAAGCCAAAGCGUUCUGGCAGCACACCGGCUUCGGCAUCUCGAGCAGGCGCGCCACGCACUGGCUGGAGCACGCGCCCUUCCUGUCGACGGCGCCCCCAGAUCCCGGAUCGAUGCCGGCCCCAGCCGAGAUAGCGCGCCAGGCCGAGCAGGCGCGAAGCACGCUGAAGAGCAGGAUAGCCGCCGGCCAGUCUUCUGCGGAGGACAACCUCGAAGUUUCACCAUCCGACGUGUUCCUCUUUCCCACCGGCAUGACCGCCAUCGCUGAGAUCGCGGCCGCCAUCAAAUCCUUGCGCCGCGCAACGCCCGACAACCCCUACCGCGUGGCUGUCUUCGGCUUCCUCUACGUCGACACGUACAAAGUCCUGCACCGUGUCCUCGGCUUCGAGCCGACGCUCUUCCACGCCACGGCCGACGCCAUCACCGCCCUCGAAGCCAUGCUCAACCCUUCCGCACCCUCCCCAACCAUCCCCCAGUGCAGCACCACCGCCCCCGCGACCGCUACUAUGAUGAAAUUCGACGCGAUAUUCACCGAAUUCCCAGGCAACCCGCUGCUGCAGGCGCCGGACCUGGCGCGGCUGCGGGCGCUGGCCACGCGCCACGCGAUCCCGCUGGUGGUCGACGACACGGUGGGCACGCACGCGGCGCUGCGCCUGCUGGCGGCGUGCGACGUGGCGUGCACCAGCCUGACCAAGAUGUUCAGCGGCGCGUGCGACGUCAUGGGCGGCGCCGCCGUGCUCAACCCGCGCGGGUGGGGGUAUGCCACGCUGAAGGGCGCGCUGGAGCGGCUUGAGCACAGGGAGGGGGGCGGGGGUGGAGGAAGUGGAAAUGGAGGACGGAGGACGGGAGAAAGGAAUUGGUUCUGGGCGGACGUGGUCCGGAUGGAGGCGAACAGCCGGGAUUUCGCGGCGCGGGUGCGCGCGGCGAGCGGGAACGCGGCGCGCGUCGCCGACAUGCUGCGGCGCAGCGGCUGCGUGCGGGAGGUGUUCUACCCCCAGGGCAGCCCGACGCAGGCGAUGUACGACCGGUUCCGGCGGGAGGGCGGCGGGUACGGGUUCCUGCUGUCGGUGCGGUUCGCGGCGCCGGCGCGGGCGGUCGCGUUCUACGACGCGCUGGACGUCGCCAAGGGCCCCAGCCUCGGCACCAACUUCACGCUGUGCUGCGCCUACACGCUGCUGGCGCACUACAGGGAGCUGGAGUGGGCGGCCGAGUACGGCGUGGUGGAGGAUCUGGUGCGCAUCAGCGUCGGCUUGGAGGAGUGGGCGUGGCUGGAGGAGCGCGUGGGCAGGGCGCUGCGGGCGGCCGAGGGGGUGGUGGUCAGUGAAGGUCCUGAGAGUGCUGCGUGA